This is a messenger RNA of Tribolium madens (black flour beetle), 1223 nucleotides long. RefSeq lists its product as uncharacterized. The transcript is spliced from 6 exons. Gene Ontology annotation, cellular component: plasma membrane. Gene Ontology annotation, biological process: sensory perception of smell; detection of chemical stimulus involved in sensory perception of smell. The coding region runs from base 1 to 1119 and encodes 372 amino acids. The record is from RefSeq and is a predicted model, not a curated record. Gene Ontology annotation, molecular function: odorant binding; olfactory receptor activity. NCBI's taxonomy places the organism in Eukaryota, Metazoa, Arthropoda, Insecta, Coleoptera, Tenebrionidae.
AUGGAUAAAGUCAACUUAUCGCACCCUUUGAUUCACCUCAAUGUAAUGGGUUUUAACCCUUUCAAAAAUGACCGAUUUUCCAAAAUUCGGAAGUUUAUCACAAUUACAGUUUUUGCCCUGGGCAACAUUUUCUCAUUUUUAGAAUUGUUUCUCCACUACGACAACCCUCAUGUGAUUGUUCGUAGUUCAGAAAUCGUGUUUCCUUUUUUCCAAAACAACGUGAAAAUUGCAAUUUUGCUCGUCUACAGAAAACAACUCGCACAACUGGUCCAAAAAAGUACCGAAUUUUGGGCAAUGGAUAAAUUUGGGGAAAAUUACCAACACAAUAUUUCAAUAAGACACGAAUAUGUGCGAAAUUUUUAUCUAGGAUACCGACUUAUGUUGGUAUUUAGUUGUUCACAAUACUUUUUGCUCACAAUUGGGAGUGACAAACCGAUGAUUUUGAGUUAUGGAGAAACUGAAGGUCUUAGUUCAAGAGCAUUGUUAUGUUACUUAAUUUUUCACUCUGUGUUUCUUAUGUUGAAUUUUAAUUUAAUUAGUGGUUUUGACGGAUUGUUUUUCUUUCUUAUUGCUCAUGUUUUGUCAGAGUUGCAAAUGGUUAAAAUUGCUUUCAGUAGUUUGAAAAUUGAGACACUUGGGAAUGACAAGAAAAGGUUCAAGUCGUCCAUUCAACAUCACAGAUUUGUGCUACAUUAUAUCAGUCGUGCUAACUCAGUUUAUUCAAUGUUACUACUGAGUCAGCACAUUUCAUGUCUUUUUGGUAUUUGUUUCGGCUUAUAUCUCUUUAUAUCAGACGGAUUUCCACCAGAUUAUGAACACGUUUCAAAAUACGUUCCUUAUGUGGUUUAUUACAUUACUCAAGUUUGGGUUUUUUGUUUCGCAGGCCAGCUAAUAAUUGAUUGGAGUGUUAACAUUUCCGAUGAAAUAUUUUAUCACGAUUGGUCACUAAACAAAAUGUACGAAAAGAAAACUGAUAAACUAAUUGUUAUCCAAAGAGCUCAACAUGCUGCGAGUUUAUCAUUGGCAGGAUACGGAAAUCUGGAUCUACAAAGCUUUAAUUUGGUUUUGAAAAAUGGACUGUCGUUUUUCACAUUUGUGAACGCUGUAAUACACAAGUGAAACAAUUAUUCGGACAUAGAUAUUUAUUGAGAAUGUCGUGGAAACUUUACAAAUAUGAAAAUAAUCAUUUGAAAAAGCUGAAUUAUUAUAAAUUUAUUGUAUCU